Molecule: messenger RNA, 723 nt
Organism: Vanrija pseudolonga
Lineage: Eukaryota; Fungi; Basidiomycota; Tremellomycetes; Trichosporonales; Trichosporonaceae
Exons: 4
Coding region: 1-723 (240 amino acids)
Source: RefSeq, a predicted model, not a curated record
AUGGGCUUCUUCGGUGACCUCAUCGAGGACAAGUACGAGCGCCACGAGCAGCGUACCGACGAGUACCGCGAGGAGCACCGUGAGGAGCACCGCGAGGAGCGCGCCGACUUUGGCGACGCCCUCCUCCUCGCUGGCGGAGCUGCGGUCGCCGGCGGCGCGGCCGCGUACGGCAUCAACAAGCUCACCAACAAGCCCCAGCAGCCCCAGUACGGCUACCCCGGCCCCGGCGGCCAGUACGGCGGUCCUCCCCAGCAGCAGCAGCAGGGCUGGCCCACCGGCGCCAAGGUCGCCGCCGGUGCCGGCGCCGCUGUCCUCGGCCUCGGCGCGUACAAGGCCUACGAGCACCACGAGGAGCACAAGGAGGAGCGCUGGAAGGAGGAGCAGCGCCGCGAGGACGAGAUCCGCUUCAACCAGCAGUCGCAGUACGGCGGCGGUGGCGGUGGCUACGGCAGCGGCGGCGGCAACUACGCUGGUGGUGGUGGCUACGGCGGCGGCUACAACCCGGGUGGUCGCCAGGGCGGCGGCGGUGCCGACGAGAACGGCAACUACCCAAAUGCCCAAGGCCUUUACCCCGAUGCCCGGGGCCGCUACCCCAACGAGCGCGGCCAGUAUCCCGAUGACAAUGGAAACUACCCCAACCCCCAAGGCCUCUACCCCGACGAGAACGGCCGUUAUCCCAACGAGUACGGCCAGUACCCCGACCAGUGGGGCAACUACCCUUAA